This is a messenger RNA of Geodia barretti, 4960 nucleotides long. The record is from the annotation of a GenBank genome assembly. Lineage: Eukaryota; Metazoa; Porifera; Demospongiae; Tetractinellida; Geodiidae.
ACAACCCAAUUUAUAAAGGAACGCGUUGGACUACCGAAACAUUGUUAUGAGGCGAUGUAUUGCUAUAGCUUUCUCCUCGCAGCCGCAGGCCUGAUCGUUCUGACCGCGGCGGGAUCACUAGCGGCGAAAAAGAGAGAGCCUUCGGUGAAUGAUGUCCGACAGGGUAGGGCGCCACGUGCGUACUACACUGCAGACUGGGCCGUGGAAAUCACUGCCGGAGGAGCGAAAAUGGCUGACGUAAUAGCAAAGAGGAAUGGAUUUACCAAUCUAGGAGAGGUCGAUGGAUUAAAAGACAUUUACCACUUUAAGUUGAAUGCAAGGGAAAGAUCGAGUGUUCCUAGGUUCUUUUCAUUUACAGCAAAGAGUAACCGUCUUUCUUCUGAAGCACAUGUUGGAUUUGUUGAGCAGCAGGUUGUUAAACCAAGGGUAGCUAAAUCCUACACUGUACCCGAAGACCCUCUAUUCUCAUCACAGUGGCAGCUGCUAAACUCUGGCCAGUUGGGGGAAAGCUAUGCAGGAAAUGACAUGAGGGUAGAGCAGGCCUGGAUGCAAGGGCUAACUGGCUGUAAUGCUACAGUCACUAUUGUUGAUGAUGGUCUUGACUUCACCCACAGAGAUAUAUGGAACAAUUUUGUUCCAGAGAUAUCCUACAAUUUUGUUGCCGAUACUAAUGACACAUCACUUUACUAUCCGUCGCAUGGUACUGCAUGUGGAGGUAUUGUUGGCGCCUUGAAAGAUGAUAGGACAUGUGGUGUUGGAGUUGCACAUGAAGUUAACCUUGGUAGUGUGGCACUUCUUGGAGCAAACAGUGACAUUAAUGAAGCUCUCAGCCUCUCCUAUAAGAGAGAUAUUGUAGAUGUGUACAGUAACAGCUGGGGACCAUUCGAUAGUGGGGAUAAUGUCGAUGGCCCUGGACUCCUUACUGAGAUGGCUCUUGAGAAUGGGGUUCAAGAGGGCCGAAAUGGAAAAGGCUCCAUAUAUGUGUGGGCUAAUGGUAAUGGAGGUGAAGAUGAUGACUGUGCUGCCGAUGGCUAUGCAUCCAGUAUAUACACAAUCUCUGUUGGAGCUAUUGAAGUUGAUGGGUGGCCUAGUUGGUUUGAUGAAGAGUGCUCUGCAAAGAUGGUUGUAACAUACGUGACUGACAUGUAUGGAUAUUCCACUGUGUCAACUACAGCAUUGGAAGGACGCUGCACUACAUCCUUUGGUGGAACCAGUGCAGCAACUCCUUUGGCUGCAGGAGUCAUUGCUCUAGCCCUUGAGGCAAACCCAAGUCUGACAUGGAGAGAUGUCCAGUACCUGAUAGUAUACACAGCUAAUCCUCAGCUGACAAAUGGUACUGAUACAGAAAUAAAUGGAGCUGGUCUGGCAGUGAGUCGUCAGUAUGGGUUUGGAGUGAUGGAUGCUGAGGCCAUGGUCACCAGAGCUAGACACUGGAUCAAUGUACCUCCUCAGAUGAAUGAAACACUUACGCCCAUUGAUGACUCUGGUUCAGCAGUGAAUUCUUCGCCAUUCGUGUCAACAAUCAACUACAGUGGAUCGGUGAAAUAUCUUGAACAUGUAAUUGUUAUAAUGACGAUAUCAAAUAUUUCUGAUGAGAAAAGAGGGAACAUCGGUGCAAGUUUAUCAUCGCCGAGUGGAACAGUGUCAACUCUUCUUGGGUUAUCGUCCAUAUGAUUAUGAUUACUUUGGCGAUGAUAUCAAUAGAGGAUAUUUUAAUUGGCCCUUCAUGUCAGUUAUGUUCUGGGGAGAGGACCCAACUGGACAAUGGACCCUUACUGUCACUCCAUUUGGAAACUCAAUUGCCACGAUCAGUGGAAUAGACUUUCAGUUCUACGGAGUGUCUGAGGUGCCAGAGGCAGUGGCAAACAUUCCUGCCCGGUGUCAUUCUGACUGCAGAAGAGGGUGUGCUAGAGAGGGCUCCAACUUCUGUGACUCAUGUGUCAACCUCCGCAAUGCCUACACUCUGGAGUGUAUCAAUGAGUGUCCUCCAGGCUACACCCAGCGUAAUGGUUACUGCUAUGAUUCGAAUCAUCCUGUUGAAGAAUGCAAUUCACCACUCAAGAAAAAAGAUGAAGUUUUGUGUGCUGAUGCUGGAUAUACAUCCUGCUGCACUGAGGAGAACUGUGAAGUGAGCAUCGAAUCAUCUCCAAUCUCCUGUUUCUGUGACGCUCUCUGCCACUCUUACGGUGACUGCUGCAGUGAUAUUCUCGACAUUGGUUGCACUGAGCACAAUGCCACAGAACCAUGCGGUAUUCUUCCCUAUAUUGCACUUGGAGUCACUGGAGGAGUUGAUACGCUGUCCGUUCCAGCAUUUGACGAUGGUGUAUCUGAACCAAUUGAUGUGGCUUUUCCAAUUGGAUAUAGCAUUGAACCCUUUGUUCAAGUGGGAACAAACGGAUACUUUACAUUUGAUGGAUACGACGGAUUUUUCCCGUUUCCAUUCGAUAAGAGAAACAAAAGUCUUGUGGCUCCAUUCUUCACUAACAUUGAUAUAUCAGUGGGAGUAGGCCAAAUCAGAUAUGAGGUCCACAGGGAUAACACAUCAGAGGUAAUACUGUCUCAAGUCAACCAACUGAUCAACAACUGCAGCGAGAAAGAGUUCACAGGGAAUUGGCUACUAGUUGCCACGUGGGAAAAUGUCUCGUGGUACAGACAACCAACCACUAGAAGCACAUUCCAAGGAAUGCUGGUAACAGACGCAAACAGCUCAAACUCUUAUGCUGUUUUUACCUAUUACUGUGGAGACUUGAGUCACGCCACUUUUGCAUCUAUUGGAUUUGGUACUGAAGACGGUCUGCAUGCAGCCCACGAAGCGACAUUUAGAGGGAGUGCUCAUUCCAUUGCCUGCUUGAACCAGCCAACCAGUCCAUGGGUGAAUGUUGUCUAUGAGCUCACAAAUAAUGAAAAUGAAUGUGAGGUUGAAAAUGGUGGCUGUGAGCAGAUAUGUUUGGACAAACUCUACUUGUAUGAGUGCAGUUGUCCAGAUGGAUCUGAACUGAACAGCGAUGGACGCACAUGCAGUGAUAUUAAUGAAUGUUUGGAUUCAAAUGGUGGGUGUGAGCAUGUGUGCAACAACACAAAGGGAUCAUAUUUAUGCUCUUGUGAAGAAGGCUAUGCUCUGAAUGAAGAUGGAAGAACCUGCUCCAUAACAUGUGGAGGGAGACUCACAGAAGUCAGUGGGUCUUUCCACACUCCUGACUGGCCUCUCAGUUAUCCCACUGAAGACUUCGUCUGUGAGUGGGUGAUAGACAUUGAGAACACCACUGACUCAGUCAUUGAGAUCAUAUUCGAUGAACCAUUUGGAAUCUAUGGUAGUCCUACAUGUCAAACUGACUAUGUGGAGGUACUGGAUGGAGUAGAAGAUAGCUCUCCUUCUCUUGGAAAACACUGUUAUACAUCCACACCGAGCCCUAUUGCCACCUCAUCAAAGAGAGCCAGAGUAAUUUUCAAAGGAAGUUCUCGAAGUCAGCGUCAACAGAAUAAUAUAGUCGGAGUCUCUAUACAAUACUCAGCAAAGCCAGCAGUAAAUGAAUGUGAGACUGACAAUGGUGGCUGUGCUCAUAUCUGCAAGGAUUCCAAGUCCUCAUACUCUUGUAGUUGUCAUGAGGGAUUCACUCUUUCUGAAGAUAAACACAACUGCAGUGAUAUUGAUGAAUGCUCAACUAAUGGACAUGGAUGUGAAGAUGUCUGCAUUAAUAGUGAGGGAUCGUACUCAUGCGGCUGCAGCGACGGCUAUGCUCUGAAUGAAGAUGGAAGAACCUGCUCUAUAUCAUGUGGAGGGAGACUCACAGAAGUCAGUGGGUCUUUCCACACUCCUGACUGGCCUCUCAGUUAUCCCACUGAAGACUUCGUCUGUGAGUGGGUGAUAGACAUUGAGAACACCACUGACUCUGUCAUUGAGAUUUCUUUCAAUGAUCCAUAUGGGAUCAAUGGUCGUGAUACAUGCCCAACUGACUAUGUGGAAGUACUGGAUGGAGUAGAGGAUCACUCUCGGUCUCUUGGAAAGUACUGUUUCUGGAGGAAACCAGACCCCAUACUCACCUCCUCCAGCAGAGCCAAAGUUGUGUUUCAAGGAAGUGACCUCCCUCGUCCACCCACCAGAGUUGGUGUCUCCAUCAUUUAUCACAUGAGACAGAAAGUUAAUGAGUGUGAGAGGGACAAUGGCGGCUGUGCUCACACAUGCCAGGACUCUCUGUUUGGAUAUUCAUGUCAUUGUCAUGAGGGAUUCACCCUUGAUAGCGACAAUCACAAUUGCAGUGAUAUUGACGAAUGCGCUACUGAUCAGCAUGGAUGCAAACAUAUCUGCAUCAACACUGAGGGAUCAUACUCAUGUGGCUGCAGCGACGGCUAUACUCUGAAUGAAGAUGGAAGAACCUGCUCCAUAACAUGUGGAGGGAGACUCACAGAAGUCAGUGGGUCUUUCCACACUCCUGACUGGCCUCUCAGUUAUCCCACUGAAGACUUCGUCUGUGAGUGGGUGAUAGACAUUGAGAACACCACUGACUCUGUCAUUGAGAUUUCUUUCAAUAUGCCGUAUGGGAUCAAUGGUCGUGAUCCAUGCCCAACUGACUAUGUGGAAGUACUGGAUGGAGUAGAGGAUCUCUCUCCUUCUCUUGGAAAACACUGUUUCUGGAGGAAACCAGACCCCAUUCUCACCUCCUCCAGCAGAGCCAAAGUUGUGUUUCAAGGAAGUGACCUCCCACAUCCAGCCAGCAGAGUUGGUGUCUCGAUCAUUUAUCACAUGAGACAGAAAGUUAAUGAGUGUGAGAGGGGCAAUGGCGGCUGUGCUCACACAUGCCAGGACUCUCUGUUUGGAUAUUCAUGUCAUUGUCGUGAGAGAUUCACCCUUGAUAGCGACAGUCACAAUUGCAGUGAUAUUGACGAAUGCGCUACUGAUCAGCAUGGAUGCAAACACAUCUGCAUCAACACUGAGGGAUCAUACUCAUGUGGCUGCAGCGAU